AUGGAAUCGAGGGAGGAGCUAAUGGUUUCCCCGGUCGGUGAUAGCAAGCCAGCUCUAAGAACCGCUCACUUUCUUAAACCCUCUGUAUCUUCAAAUGGAGGACCAGGUUCUGAUAUUCUUUCAUCUUCCAUGUCUUUGCCACCUACCUUUGAACCAAAAAAUUGGCCUCUCACCGUAAGGUUCAGUGGAUGGCAGCACCCACCAAGGAAAUGGAUUCACUGGGUGGAUUCCUUGCAGUCUACCUUCGAAUCAGUGUGGAGAAGAGUGGGUAUUAAAGAAGCAAUCAUGGGCAGCAAGUAUAAAGUGUUGAAAAAUGAAGAUUUGACAUUUGGGAUUGCAGAGAGAUGGUGUUCUAAGACAAAUACAUUCGUGUUUCCUUGGGGUGAAGCAACAAUCACUUUGGAGGAUAUGAUGUUUUUGGGAGGUUUUCCUGUUUUGGGGGACCCUGUUUUUAGACCUCUUGAGGCUAAGGAAUUGAAAGAGGUAGAGGAAAAAUUGAUUUUAGCCCGUAAGGAAAUUAUUAAAGGCAGUCGUAAUAAGGCUUGUCCAUCUAGAUGGAUGAAUGCUUUCAUGAACAGUGAGAGGGAAAUUGAGCAUGAGGCAUUUCUUGCUACAUGGCUUUCCGUGUUUGUAUUUCCAGGGAGAUCCUUACAUAUAAGGAGUAUUGUGUUCCCAAUUGCCAUUCAUCUUGCUAGAGGGAAUGCUGUAGCUUUAGCGCCUGCGGUUCUGGCUAGCAUAUACAAAGAUUUGAGUCUGUUGAAACAAGCCAUUUUUGACUUGACAAAAAGUCCAGUAGGUGGUCAUAAAAAGCACCAUGAACUCGUUCUUCAAUCACCAUUUUACUUGGUUCAAAUUUGGGUAUGGGAGAGAAUUCAUGUUUUGCAACCAAAGCCCAAGGUUAUGAACACUUGCGGCACAAUCUUAGGCAGGUGGCACGGAGUUAAGGCUUUGGAAGCUGACAACGUGAGGUUAGUUCUAGACUCUGCGAAGGAAGAAUUUAUAUGGAGGCCAUAUGCUAGAUUUGGAAGUAAUAGGAAAAAAUUUUAUGCAGAAAAUUCAUUUUGGGUACUGCUUGAUCAUACAUUGGAAGAAGAAAUAGAGUCUUUUAUUAUAUGCAUGAGAGUUUCUGAGCUGGUUGGACUUGAUGACUGUAUAGAACAAUACCUCCCACACAGAGUAGCUCUGCAAUUUGGGAUGGAUCAAGACAUUCCUGGCUUUGUGACUCGAAGCAACGAUACUCCUGAAAUUGGUUGGUUUAAUUACAUUAGGCCAAUGAUGGAUAGGAAAAUAUACAUAGCAUCACGGCUUUUUGAGGCAGAUGUUACCAUUCGUUAUGUUGAGUGGUGGGAGAAAUCAGUGUUAGGUUAUCAAGAUCCAUUUAGUAAGCUGGUGCAGGGAAAGAGGAGUCCAAUGUCACGAAAGAAGAAGGAUGCUGAUACUGAUGUUCCCCUUGGGUUUUCUGCCAAAUGUUUCAGCGCACUACAUAGGAAUAAUGGUCAUAGAACUUUUAGAAAUGAUGAAACUGAUCAAAAUGGUGUUCUUUCAUCUCCAGUUGCAACUCAUAAAACUGAUGACUUAAUGGCCAUGAAGGUUGCAAUGUUGGAAAAGAUUGAGAAUGUGAAUGUGGUUGGGGGACCAAAGAGAGCAACGAGAGAUGCAAAAAGAGACAAUGGCAUCAGCUGUUUUGUUUCAAGUGCUGAUAAUGGAACCAUGAGAAAAAGAGACUUGGGGAUGAAGUCCUUUCCAACAGUUGAAUGUGAAACUUCUGUUCGAGAUCUAGAAGAUGCUACGGGACAUGGAAAUGGGAUCCAAGAAUUAAGUAUGGCUCAUCACAAGGUACAUCCAUCUCGGGCUGAUGGAGAAUCCACUAGGAUUAUGGAUGAUAAAAGAAUAAUGGAUCUUGAAAAUAGAAUUAGCAAGCUUGAGAGAAUGCUUGAUGAAUUAAAGAGACCUAGGUGUAGCCACGGCUCCUAA
This is a messenger RNA of Neltuma alba, 1974 nucleotides long. RefSeq lists its product as uncharacterized. Bases 1 to 1974 code for a protein of 657 amino acids. Gene Ontology annotation, biological process: meristem development; meristem maintenance. The transcript has a single exon. Lineage: Eukaryota; Viridiplantae; Streptophyta; Magnoliopsida; Fabales; Fabaceae. The record is from RefSeq and is a predicted model, not a curated record.